Messenger RNA from Phytophthora infestans T30-4, 1011 nucleotides. Its product is annotated as secreted RxLR effector peptide protein, putative. The record is from RefSeq and is a predicted model, not a curated record. NCBI's taxonomy places the organism in Eukaryota, Oomycota, Peronosporomycetes, Peronosporales, Peronosporaceae. The transcript has a single exon. Bases 1 to 1011 code for a protein of 336 amino acids.
AUGAUGCGCUUGCUCGGCAUCUUCUUCUCGGUCGUAUGUCUCGUCGCUGAACUUGCUUCUAUCUCAGCACAUGUCUACUCUGACAAAGCCGAGAUCGCUAUCUUCAGCCAACACGAGCCUGUCGCGUUGAAGAAAACAUCAACUUCACCAAGGUUAUUAAGAUCGACGACGAACGAAGUUAAACAAAAUAUUGUCUCUGGAGAAGAGAGGGCUACCACAUCAAGUAUUUCUCGUUUUGGCGAUGAGGUCUUGAUCAAGUUAAUGAAGAAAGUGAGCAUGAACCCUACAAGUGUUUUCAACCGCUUACACUUCGGAGAAGCCACCACUAAAUUCACCAGCAGCAGCAAGGCUUUCAUUGACUGGCUUCAGUACGCGAACAAGUUCAUGGCGACUAAAGGGACUGAGCAGUUCUCCACGCACCAUUUAUUCAAUCUGCUUUGGCAUAGUCGCCAAUCGAACGAAGACCUGAUAAAUCUCUUCCAGACACUUAGCCGUGUUGAGGGCAUGAAGAACCUUGCCAACACGUUGCAGCUAUACAUGUUCCGCGCAGCGAAAUCCAGUCACAAAAUGAUGAAUACGGUCUGGUUGCAGGCCCUAGAAACUCCGUCCGAAGUAUUUACCACGCUACACCUCGCAGACAACGUCUCAGACGAUCUCUAUCGACCAGAGCUAAUCGCAUGGCUUCGGUACUCCUGCGACUACAGCAAUGAUGUAAAGAAGACGCUUUCCGCAAAGGAGACCUUAAAUCUCUUGAUGAAAGAACCUCACCACAAAGAGACAGAUUUUGGUGUGCUAUUCCAAUCGCUCGCAAUGGACAAAGCAGUCAGAACGGACACUGGUGUGGCACAACUUCUUGAGAAGCUACAAUCUCGACUCUUUAAGAAUUGGAUCAAUGCCAAGAUAACGCCGGAUAAACCCGGGGUCAUGAUAGCGAGCCCAGUUACUGAGAAUUGGAGGCCUGUUCUCACUCUGCUGGUUACCGAACCCAGGUAUAUACUUCUAGAAGCGUAA